AUGGCCCAGCCCAGAGCCUGUCAGCAGCAGGAGAACAGACUGCAUGAAGUGAACCUCUCUGCCCAGAGGCUGCGUGUGCUCCCUCCCGCAGUCCUGAGCAAUUCCAUGCUGGAGAGCCUUGACCUUGACAGGAACAAGCUCCGGACCAUCACCGGCAUUUCUAAGCUUUGCAACCUCAAGAAGCUGAUACUGUCCAAGAAUGAGUUUGUGGACUUUCCCAAUGAAAUCCAGAGCCUGGUCUGUCUGGAGAGGCUUGAGCUGAAUCAGAACCAAAUCCGGACCAUCCCGGAGGGAGUUUUCUCCCAUCUCCCCAGGCUUAAACACCUGCGGCUGAACAACAACCGUCUCUGUGCCCUCCCCAGGGACCUGGCAGCUUGUCAAGGCAGCCUCCAGUAUCUCAACAUUUCCAACAACCUGUUCCGGACCUUCCCGCAGCCAGUCCUGCAGCUGGCACACUUGCAGGAGUUCCAUGUGCAGAACAAUGCCCUUCGCCAGCUCCCCAAGGAGCUCUUCCAGGGACAAUUCCUCAAAAUGUUUAAGGCCAGUGGGAACCCCCUCCGGGAGCCACCCAGUGAAGUGUGUGCUGGUGGCAUUCAGCAGAUCCGGAAUUACUUCAACCAACUUCAGCAUGGUUUGGGGCAGGAGGACAAGAGGGUCAAGACCAUGUUCCUGGGGGCCUCACUGGCAGGGAAGUCCACCAUCUGUAGAAGCCUGAAGCAAGGACAAUCCAAACUGGUGCCCAAGGAAGAGCGAACCGUUGGGAUAGAGAUCAGUGAGUUCCAGAUCGAGGACUUCACGUUUCUCUUCUGGGACUUUGCUGGCCAGCUGGAAUACUACAUGACUCACCAUGUGUUCAUCACCCCACAGGCGCUCGUCAUCCUCGUCAUCAAUCUUCACAUGUACCAAACUAACGACAAAACAUUCAAAGAGCUCGUUGGUUUCUGGGUCAACAACCUGUCCAUGAGAGUCCCAAACUCGGUGGUGCUUCCUGUGGGAACACAUGUGGACUGCUGCCAGGAGCAGGAGGUAGCAGAGAAGACACAUGACAUCACGGCCAGAAUAACAGCCAUGCUGGCGGAGAGAAAAAGUAACCUCGCUCACUUCAUCAACAACCUGGAGAGCAGUGAGGAGCCCAAGUUUUACGUGGACCAGUGGGAGAAGCUGAAAGAGAUGGAGAGCUGCACAUUAACCAUCCUAAACUUAGUUACUGUCAACUGCACGGAUCACUGUGACAUCAAAAAGCUCGAGGCCACUAUUUUGAAGCAUGUAAAGAAUGAGGAGCUCUUCCCUGAGGUAGUCCGGGUGCUGCCGCCUGUCUACAGGCAGGUGGAAGCUGCCAUUGUGGAUAUAGCACAGAGCGAGGAGAUUGCGAACCACGGCAUGAUGGACCUCCAGUACUUAGUCAGCAAACUCUGCCAGUGCAAGCACCUGGCUGGCCUGGGCAGAGAGCUCCUCCAGGACAUCUUGCGGUACCUCCACCGCAUCGGGCUCGUCGUGUGGUAUGAGGAAAUCAAGCACUUGGAGAGCACCGUCUUUCUCCAGCCUACAUUCUUAAUAACGAUGUUCAAGCUCCUGGUGCGGCACCACCUUGUCCAGCAGCUGGAGACCAUCUCUGUGGAGACGCUGAUCGGGGAGCAUGCCACCAUCAGAGACAGGGCCAACUGGGUGUGGACCUUCAAGUCAAAGGCAAUGCUGUGCCACCAGGCUGUGCGCGCCUUAGUGAAGCACCAGCUCUGUUUGGAAGGGAUGUGGGAUGUCUUUGAGGAAAUCAUGGGACACAGGCCUUACAAAGGGAGAGGGAAGCUCUUCAGCCUCCUGGAGCACUUUGAGCUCUGCCUGGAGGUGAAGCACACUGGUGAAGCACUCAACCCACAGGCCAGGGAGUUUGUGCCUGGGAAGCCAUGGGAGACAACACGGAGCCAAGGCGAGUCCUGGUACUUGUUCCCAACCUAUCUGAACCAGACAGAGGAAGUGUCUGAGGUGUGGGGAGGAGAUCACCCUGAGGACCUCCACAUCCGUGCCUACUUCUCACCCGAAAUACCUGAGGGCUUCUUCCAGAGGUUCCUGGUGAAAGCUUGUUCCUUCUAUUCCACGCACUGGGUGGCCAAGGUAACCUGCCUGCUUGUAUGCAAUGGCAAACCUGUGCUGAUCAAAGAGAAUAACCAGAGAGCCUACAGCUACUUGGAGCUCCGCUGCAGAAAGCCAUCAGAAAGGACAGGGUUCCAGUUUGCCUGGGACUUCCUGGUGGCAGUCGUGCUCAUCAUCCAGAAGCUCGCUGAGGAGUGGCCAGGGCUGCACGUCUGCGUGAAGACUCCCUGCCGAACGUCUGGCUGUCCUGCAGAGCUCCUCUGGCCAGACAUGGAUGGCACAGGUGCCACGACAAAGGAAGACAUUAAAACCUGUGGGACAUGUGGGCACCGUUUCGGUGCAGAGCUGCUCCUGCCCAAAGUACCGAAGCCACUGGAGAAGCCCCCAGCACAGUCCUCUGCUUGCUAUUACGUGACAAGCUAUGGGACCACCACCUUUGGCCCCAGCAGCAUCCAGGUCACUAGGCAGGUAAGGACACUACUACCUCCCCUUGCCCAGGCACCAACAGUGAUGGUCAGGGUCCUGAAACGAGGGGGUGCAGUUAUUUUCAGCCUGGGGAGGGCACACCCCAUCUUCAGGCACCCCUCUGGUUUCCACACUCCUCCCUGAGAUACCACCCCCUCUGUGCCUCUGAGCUGGUGGUCUGGGUGUCUGGUGUUGUAGUUAUUGCCUUCUUUUUCCAGAACAUCUCCAGUGAGUAACCCUGGGCCAGUGCUCAAUGAAGAAUUACUUUUGUUUAGUCCAAGCCAAGCUGUCCUCAGCACAAUCUGAUUGCAAGUCAUGUUUGCAGCCGUAAUGCAUGGAAAUAAAUGCAUUGAUAAAUGCAUCCCUUCACACUGGGAAGUGACCUCACCAACUCAAAUUUAAGGGGAAGAAGGUGCUGAUAAAGCUCUCUGAUACCAGCCUGCUCCUGCCAGCUGGGCACAAG
Messenger RNA from Cinclus cinclus, 3016 nucleotides. RefSeq names its product malignant fibrous histiocytoma-amplified sequence 1 homolog. Bases 1 to 2697 code for a protein of 898 amino acids. The record is from RefSeq and is a predicted model, not a curated record. Gene Ontology annotation, molecular function: protein binding. NCBI's taxonomy places the organism in Eukaryota, Metazoa, Chordata, Aves, Passeriformes, Cinclidae. The transcript is spliced from 10 exons.